This is a messenger RNA of Saccostrea cuccullata (small rock oyster), 2827 nucleotides long. RefSeq names its product phosphorylated adapter RNA export protein-like. Gene Ontology annotation, molecular function: GTP binding; GTPase activity. The record is from RefSeq and is a predicted model, not a curated record. Lineage: Eukaryota; Metazoa; Mollusca; Bivalvia; Ostreida; Ostreidae. The transcript has 10 exons. Bases 107 to 1987 code for a protein of 626 amino acids.
UUCCGGGUUGAAAUUCUAAAUAGCCCAUAACUUGUUAUUUGACUAAAAUUUGGUUACUAAUGAUUUGAUUGAAAUAUUUACCACUAUUAUAAAUUCAAGAAGCACUAUGUGCCAAAACUUACAAUUGUUUUGUGCAGUAAUAAGGAUUUACAUCUAUUCGUUCUUUAGGAGGAUGUGUGGCCAGGAUCCUCCAGCAGCAAAGCCUAACUUUACAGUUCUGUGUCUUGGUUUGUCUAAGACAGGGAAAAGUACCUUGUUGUCAGUUUUAAGUGGGGAAAGCACAGAAAAUAUUGAACCAACUGUGGGUUUCAGUAUAAAAGCCUUGAUAUUUAGUAAUUGUAUUGUUGAUGUCAAAGAACUAGGAGGAGGAGACAGUGUACGCCCGUACUGGGAUAAAUACUUUGGGGGAGCAGAGGGCAUCAUAUUUGUUGUAGAUAGCUCUGCUAGUGAUGAAGGUCUACAGCUGACCAACACUACCCUCCAUCAAGCACUUGCUGACCCUGAACUUGAUAAUCUUCCUUUGAUGGUGCUAUGUAACUAUAGUGACAAAGAAGGGGCCAAGUCCAAGGAAGAGUUGCAGAAAAUCUUGGAAUUGGAUUUGGAAUCUAAGAGUCGACACUGGGAAAUCCAUUCCUGUACCAGCUCAGAUAGAGAUAGCAUCAGAGUGGCAUUCGAGAGCUUCAACAAAAAGCUUUUAGAGUCCAAGAAAACAGAAGAUGGAUUUAACAAGAUUUGCGCAAUGUCUGAACUUGAAGAAGGAGAAAUAACAGACUCUGACAAUGACAAUGAAUCCCAACCAAAGAAAGAUGAAAAUAAAACUUCAUUACCAACAUCCACAUCAAGUCAUAACAUGGUGGUCCCUGCUGUGAGUUACAGAUCUAGUAAACCUCAUCCUGAGGACAGUGAGGAUUCAGACAGCUCCUCGUACAGUGAUGAGGACACGCCGCUGUGGAGAUGCAAGAAAGCUAAAUAUUUCUCCUCUAGCAGACAUGAUGAGAAGAGCAUGGUGACAGAACUACCAGAGGAGAUCAAAUCUCCUAUACGCAAAAACGACAGACCUGCAAGUAGAAAUGUAAAUCCCCAAACAGCCAAAAGGAAAAUAAACAAUAUCUGGGGCUCUGUCCUGACUGAGCAGAGUCUUACACAAGACUUAAAAGAUGUGGGAGUUAAAACUUUAACAUGUGAUGAUAGCCGCAAUGUUGAAAAGUAUGACUUUACACUGAAGUAUAAUGACACUAGGCCAGAUUUGGCCAAUGAAUUAAGUGACAAUGAAAGCCAUGAUCCAUUCAAUAAGGUGGUAGAUCUACCAGAGAUGGAUGCUAACUCCAGCAGAAAACGAAAACGAACUCGCAAAGAAAGACGCCCUGUGAAAGAGAGAGUAAAAAUGCACGAUGAUAGAGACUUUGAAGAGCCUCUUCCAGACUUAGAGGCAGACAAAAUUGUGAAAAUGAUCACCAGAAAACUGAAUGAACCUAAGGUGUACCUCAUAGAGAGAAUAUACAGAAUAAUAGGCAAAGAGAAAACCUUGGACUUGUUUUACAAAACACAGGACAUAGAAGAGGCUGGUGGAUUACUUAUACAGAAUAAAACAAGAAGACGUUCCCCUGGAGGUGUCUUCAUUCAUCUGCUGAAAUCCGACAAAAGCGUUUCACCUGAACAGGUGGAUGAAAUUUUUGCCAAGGAAGAGCAGGAGUUUAUACAAUCACUUGAAGAGAGAAAACAGAAGAGAAAAGAACUAAAACAAAGGAGGAAGGAGAGGAGAAAGCUAACCAGAUUACUUCCACAGUCCAAGUUAAUGCAGAAGUCGGGGGUAUCAAAAGUCAAAGGGGAUCUCAAUAGUGAGAAAAAGCCUGAAGUUACCAUGGAAAUGACAGACAGUGAAAAUGAAAGCUUACACAGUGAGCCAGAGGAUGGUCUCCAUGUUCUGGAUGUGGAUGAUAAGGAUGUUGUUGAUAUAGACAUUGGAGUGGAUGAGACUAUUGACUAAUCUUGGGUGAAAUAUUUGACUGUACCCUUUUGUUUUGAAGGAACUUCAUUGUCAUCUGGUAAUGGCUAUAGACAUGGUGAUAAGUGAAUCAUGGUUUGCCAGUGAAUCAUGAUUACUGUAAAUAUACACAGGAAAAGGCAGGCCUGCUUCUAUUGGAACUUUGAAAGUCUAUUUUGUUGUUCAAUCUUGCCUAGCUUACAGCAAGUUCUGUUAACAGACUGAUUCUGGCGAGUAAAAUUAACGUUCGUGGAGGAUCAAACUUAUGUUUAUAAAUUAAACAUUUUUAAGAGUGUUUUGUUAUCAAUGUUCCUGAUUAUUGUAGCUUACACAGGCAAACCAAAAAACUGUUUUGACUUAUUUUUCCAAGUGAGAGAUAUGUUAACAAAUUUACAAAGUAAAAAAAAACAUAUGCUUUGUAUAUCAUUUUACCUCUGAAACAUGAGUUAAAGGGUUGGAUAUUUUCAAACAUCUGUUAUUGUAAAAGACAUUGUAUUAAUUUGUUCUUUUGUACCAUAAAAUGUCUUCUUUUUGGAAAACUGUUAAGCCAAACGUGUUUUUUUUUUUCGUCAACUUCAUAACUACAGUUUACAAGGGUGUAUCUUGCAGGCUAAAUCAAUCAGGAGCAUUCAAUUAAAAAAAUUUGGGCACUGUUAAAUCUGUUUCUAUCUACAAUAAUUUGUCUUUUGUGGAACCUUAAUAACUGCAUUAUAAUCAAAUUAUUAUACAGUUGAAAGAAAAUGCACUAUUGUUUUAUUAUUUUGUCAAUACUGUUGAAACAAAAAUGUACGGUAUAAAACAUUAAAUAAAUUCGUAAUAUGUUAUGAUAUUAAUAAGAUCUUC